AUGAGGGGCUCGGUCUUCUCUGCAUUCAUCUCGGCCUCAAAUACUGCAUCUCUGCUACGGCGACAGACUGCGCGGACGUUAGGACGGCAACAAGUGGCGAAACGGCAUCUUUCGAGCUGUAGUGCGAGAAACAACGCAGCAAUCAUGGGAAGCAGUGAGGGAUCGAAUGCGUGGGUGGGCGUCAAGGGCGCUGGGUCACUGGAUUUGCGAAGCGAUGUCAUGACAACUCCCACGCCGUCCAUGCUGGCUGCCAUCUCAAGAUGCUCCCUCCGAGACGAUGUCUUCAAUGAGGACCCGACGACGCAGGACUUGGAGGCUCAUGUGGCCAAACUCACAGGCAAAGAGGCUGGUCUGUUUGUUCUCUCGGGCACAAUGGGCAACCAGGUGUCUCUGAGGAGCCUCUUGGUCCAGCCUCCCCACGCGGUGCUGGCUGACCAUCGGUCUCACAUUAUUCUCUACGAGGCUGGAGGCGUAUCGUCUCUGACGGGCGCCACCGUCAAGCCCGUCGUCCCCAAGAACGGCAUCUACCUCACCCUCGAGGACGUCAAGGCCAACGUCGUCAUCAGCGACAACGUCCACGACUGUCCCACUCGCGUCAUCAGCCUCGAAAACACGCUCAACGGCAUGAUCAUGCCCCUGAGCGAGGUCCAGCGCAUCUCCCAGUUCGCCCGCGAGAACGGCAUCAAGAUGCACUGCGACGGCGCGCGUCUCUGGGAGGCCGUCGUGGCCGGCGCGGGCACUCUGAAGGAAUUCUGCGCGCAAUUUGACACGCUGAGCUUGUGCUUCUCCAAGGGCCUGGGCGCGCCCGUGGGAAGCAUCAUUGUGGGAGACAAGAAGACGCUGCAGCACGCGCGGUGGACGCGCAAGGCGAUUGGAGGCGGCAUGAGGCAGCCGGGCUUCAUCACUGCUUGUGCGAGGGUUGCUGUGGACGAGACGUUUGGGACAAAGGACGAUGGCAGCGAUGGCUUGUUGAAGCAGGGUCACGAGACGGCCAAGAAGGUUGAGGCACUGUGGACGGGCUUGGGUGGGAAGCUGGUGCAUCCGGUGCAUACAAACAUGGCCUGGUUGGAUAUAGAGGCGGCUGGAUGCAGUACGGAGAAGUUUACGGAGUUGAGCAAGGCUGAGGGACUGACGGUUGGUGGAGGCCGGCUUGUUACGCAUUAUCAGAUUGCGCAGAAUGGCGAGGAGGUGUUGGCGCGACUGGAGAGGGUGUUUAAGAAGGUGUUCGCAUGA
Trichoderma gamsii is the source of this 1233-nucleotide messenger RNA. Its product is annotated as threonine aldolase. The transcript has 3 exons. Gene Ontology annotation, cellular component: cytosol. Gene Ontology annotation, biological process: L-threonine catabolic process; glycine biosynthetic process. Gene Ontology annotation, molecular function: L-allo-threonine aldolase activity. NCBI's taxonomy places the organism in Eukaryota, Fungi, Ascomycota, Sordariomycetes, Hypocreales, Hypocreaceae. Bases 1 to 1233 code for a protein of 410 amino acids. The record is from RefSeq and is a predicted model, not a curated record.